Messenger RNA from Cryptococcus deneoformans JEC21, 795 nucleotides. RefSeq lists its product as hypothetical. Gene Ontology annotation, molecular function: protein-disulfide reductase [NAD(P)H] activity. Gene Ontology annotation, cellular component: cytosol. The transcript is spliced from 5 exons. NCBI's taxonomy places the organism in Eukaryota, Fungi, Basidiomycota, Tremellomycetes, Tremellales, Cryptococcaceae. Bases 93 to 449 code for a protein of 118 amino acids. The record is from RefSeq and is a predicted model, not a curated record.
GUUCAAGAGUUUCUUUCUUGUAUUUCACUCAUACUCCAUCGACCACUUUCUUAUCUCUUAAAAGCACCUGAACAGUUCGGUAUAGGAAGAUCAUGCCAAUUACAGAAACCACCUACCCUCCUUCCCCAUCCACCAUCGAUUCCUCUGGCUCUCCGACAUUCCUUAUUUUCUAUUCUGAUGCUCAAGAUGGGCGUAUGUGGUGUUCUCACUGUAGAGAUGUGGAAGGGGUCGUCAAAUCAGCCUUUCAAGGUGGAUCAAAACCUCGAGGAAUCAUAACAUACAUCGGAAACUACACUCAAUGGAAAACACCAUCACAUCCCGCUCGAUCAGCAUAUGGUGUAAAGAGUGUUCCGACCAUCAUCAAGCUCGAGAACGGUAAAGAGACGGGAAGGGCUACCAAGAUGGAGAUUCUUAACUCAAGCAAGUUUGAGGAGUUCUUGGGGGUAUAAAGCUUAGAUGAAGCACCUGCCGGGGUACAAGUGAAAGCAGGUCAAAAUAUGUAUGUCCUUAAGCUACUAACGGACAAAACGCUUCAUCACCACACCAGGGCCACUCAAUAUGGAACAUCAUUAUCGUCGUCAUCUCACUACUCACUAUCACAAUCUCCGGAUAGCAUUUACCUGAUACUCUGCCUUUUUCACUUUGCAUAUUUCCCCUCGUAGAUUUAUUCGGUAAGCGAGCCAACUGACCUCAGUACAACGGGUCAAUAUCCGCUUUACUCCACGUACAUCUGUUGUCAAUAGUGUGAGUAGUUAAGAUUUUGAUUGUGGGCCUCAAAUCAUGCACAAUUGAAUG